CUCGACGUGACCGACGGUUGACGAUCAGUUCUUGCACACCCCGCAAAGAUGGGUCGCAAGACGGAGAAAAAGACGGCUAAAGGUCGUCUCGACAAGUUCUAUUGGCUCGCCAAAGAGCAAGGGUACCGGUCGCGUGCCGCCUUCAAGCUGGUACAGCUCAACAAAAAGUACUCCUUCCUCGAAAAGGCACGAUGCUGCAUCGACCUGUGUGCUGCGCCCGGUGGUUGGCUCCAGGUGGCCAGCAAGCACAUGCCGCAGGGUAGUCUCAUCGUCGGUGUCGAUCUCGUCCCGAUCAAGCCCAUCCCGCGCUGUGUCACAUUUGCAGAAGACAUCAACAGCUACAAGUGCAGGGACCAGCUUCGACAAGAGCUCAAGGACUGGAAGGCUGACGUCGUAUUGCACGAUGGAGCCCCAAAUGUCGGUACCGCCUGGAUCCAAGAUGCCUACACGCAGAACGAGCUUGUGCUGCAGUCUCUCAAGCUUGCCGUCGAGUUUCUCACGCCAUCCGGCUGCUUUGUCACUAAGGUCUUCCGUUCCAAAGAUUACAACUCGCUUUUGUGGGUAUUCAAUCAGCUCUUCACCAAAGUUGAAGCAACCAAGCCUCCCAGUAGUCGUAACGUUUCGGCAGAAAUUUUCGUCGUCUGCCAAGGGUUCAAGGCGCCAAAACGUAUCGACCCCAAGUUUCUCAAUCCGAAAUACGUGUUUAAGGAUCUGAACCCAGUGAGCACCACCAGCAUCAGCGGGGCCGUGGACGAUGCGGUCAAGGAGGGCGCAAAUCCGGCCGCCGCAGCUGCAUCGUCAUCCGCCAACCUAGCAACCACGUCCAAGAUGCUCGCUUCUACCGCCAGACUAGCUCACAAUGCCCAAGCAAACGUAUUCGAGCCAGAGAAGCGCAAGCGCAAGAGGGAGGGAUACGAUGAGGGCGACUACACACUCUUCAAGACCAUUCCCGCGCGACAAUUCAUCGAGAGCAGCGAUGCUGUCGGUAUGCUCGGCACGUUCAACAAGAUCACUUUCCCGAGUUCGAAGGAUGCUGCAAUCUCAAACAUAGACAGAGCGAUACUCAACAAUGAGGCGACUACCGCAGAUAUUCGGGUCAACUGCGAGGAUCUGCGCGUUCUCGGCAAGAAGGACUUUAAGAACCUGCUGAAAUGGCGUCUGACGUUACGAGAGGAGCUUGGCCUCGAGCUGUCGUCGAAAGCCGCCAAGGCUGUGGAGACUAGCGCCGCAGCGGAUGCGACUGCUGAGGGAGAGAGUGCAGAGGUAGCCCAUGUGGAUGAGGUGGACGAGGAGGAGCUGAUCGAUUCAGAGCUUCAACGCCUGAACGAGGAGCGGCUUAAACGGCAGCGCAAGGAUCGGAGAAGGAAGAAUGAGAUCCGCAAAAAGGAGACGCUCAAGCUGCAGCUAAAGAUGGGCACCCCGAUGGACAUUGGCAUGGAGAUGGACGAUCAGGCGCUCGAUGGCGGGCACGAAUUCUUCGACCUCGGCGAGGCAGAAGGCCGGCGCGGUACGGACCGCAACAAGCGUCUCGCCGCUGCAUACCUGGUCGAUGCAGCAUCCAAUGAAGACGAAGAGGAUAUGUCCACAACCCUCUCGGCCGGCGGCAGCUCCUCGCAGCAAGAUGUCUUCGCCGAUGCUGGUGACGGCAAGAACGAUGACGAGGACGAAGACGAAGACGAAGACGAAGACGAAGAAGAGGAGGAGCAGAGACUGGCUCGACUAGAAUGCGAGCUUGACUCGAUGUACGAUCGCUACAAGACCGAUCUGCAGGAGCGCGACGCCAAGUUCCGCACAAGCGAGGCGCGGCGCAAAGCGGGCAACUUUUCCAAGGAUGACGAGGAGUGGUACGGCAUCAAGGAGAACAGCGACGGUGAGAAGGACGACGAGCAUAACUCCGGUGAUGAGAACGAGAGCAGCGAAGAGGAGGGUGGGUACGACAAGGUCAUGCAGCGCAAGGAGAUCGAGGAGACGUACGAUACCGAGGAUGAGGAGGACGAUGAGGACGAACGCGAAGCUGCCGCUGCCAAGGCGCGAGUUGCUAGGCGCAGGAAUGGCACCAAGCGCACCAGAUUCGAAGCACCAUAUGAUCAGGACGACGGUGAGGAGGUUGCCACUGGCUCGCUCGUCACCGACCUGGAAGGCUUCAAGGCAAAGAAGGAAAGGCUCAGUCGCGAGGCUAGCAUUUGGUUCGACAAUAGAAUCUUCAAGGAACUCAACCAGUUUGACCAAGAGGAGGAUGAGGAAGAGGAGGAAGAUGUAGACGAGGAGAGUGAUGAGCCAUCGGAAGAGGAGAACGACAGCGGAAGCUACAGCGAGGACUCGGAAAGCGAAGCUGAAGAGGGCGACGAUGGAGAAGAUGAAGACGACUUUGAGAUCGUGCCACAAGAGCCGGAUGCUGACUUUGGCGACCGCGAAUGGGCGUUUGAGGAUGACGACGAGGACGCUGCGAAACGCGAAAGGGUGGCUCGGCUUGGUCUCACGACUGCCGAGGCUGUGACAAUGGCUCAGGCGCUGGUCAACCGGCAGGCGACCAAGGCGUCGCUACUCGACGAUGGGUUCAACAAGCACAACUUUGUCGACAAGGACGGCCUCCCGACGUGGUUCUUGGACGACGAGGCCAAAUUCUACAAGUCCAACGUGCCGAUUACCAAGGAGGCUGUUGCGGCUCUGCGCGCGCGGCAGCGCGCGCUGGAUGCGCGCCCGAUCAAGAAGAUCGCGGAGGCCAAGGCGCGCAAGAAGUACAAGGCCGCGCAGCGCCUGGACAAGGCGCGCAGGAAGGCCGAGGACGUCAUGGCCGAGGACGACGAGCUGAACCAGAAGGAGAAGGCGGACAACAUCGAGAAGAUAUUGCGCAAGGGUGCAAAGGUGCAAAAGAGGAAAGAGGUCAAGGUGGUCGUGGCCAGAGGCGCCAACAGGGGUCUCAAGGGUCGGCCGAAGGGCACAAAGGGUCGGUACAGGAUGGUCGACAGUCGUGGCAAGAAAGAGUUGCGUGCGGAGAAGCGCCGCGACAAAGCUGCUGGCAAGAAGGUAUCGAGCUCGAGCAAUCGCAGACGAACGCCAAACGGUUACUCGAAGCGAUAGCGGUUCCACCCCGCAUAUUGUCUCCCCUCACAUCACAUCUGUACCAUACACUACGAGCAAGGGGUCUGCGCUCCGUUUCGUUCAGUUACUACGUAGCCAGCAGCAUCUUGGCAGCGUGCACGUCCUUGCAAACGCGAGGCAUGCAGACGAGCCUCGCCUCGUCACCAUACUCUAGAAUGCAAGCGAUCUGAAUGCAGCGUUCUCACCGACUUCUGUGUCGCAUCACCCAUGCCGCCGAGAAACGAGGCGGAUGGUCUGGGUCAUGCGCGGACCUGCAUUACCUCGGCGGCAGGCCGCUUGAGGAAGUGGUAGGCUGUAAGUGCCCUCCAUAGCAGGUUGCCAUGGCUGCAAGACCACGUUUCGGCGGACAUUCAACGAGUAUCUAUGGGCGUUUGUCGGAGUUUGACACUUAUCAGCAGCAGCGAGAAUGGCGUCUGAAUAUAGGCCUAGGCAUUGCGGCACCGCCAGACG
Molecule: messenger RNA, 3552 nt
Organism: Tilletiaria anomala UBC 951
Lineage: Eukaryota; Fungi; Basidiomycota; Exobasidiomycetes; Georgefischeriales; Tilletiariaceae
Product: FtsJ-domain-containing protein
Exons: 3
Coding region: 49-3081 (1010 amino acids)
Biological process (GO): rRNA methylation; maturation of LSU-rRNA from tricistronic rRNA transcript (SSU-rRNA, 5.8S rRNA, LSU-rRNA); maturation of 5.8S rRNA from tricistronic rRNA transcript (SSU-rRNA, 5.8S rRNA, LSU-rRNA)
Cellular component (GO): nucleus; nucleolus; preribosome, large subunit precursor
Molecular function (GO): rRNA (uridine-2'-O-ribose)-methyltransferase activity; rRNA (guanine) methyltransferase activity
Source: RefSeq, a predicted model, not a curated record